This is a messenger RNA of Drosophila bipectinata, 1338 nucleotides long. RefSeq names its product Gustatory receptor-like 62a (gene Grl62a). The record is from RefSeq and is a predicted model, not a curated record. Lineage: Eukaryota; Metazoa; Arthropoda; Insecta; Diptera; Drosophilidae.
AUGUCACGCAUUCGCUUUAUUUUGACUUUGGUGAAAGUUUUCCAUUUUCCGCUAUUUAUUCUAGGGUUUCUGCAGCUUGGGAAAUCCAGGAAAGAAAAUUGCAACUGCUGUAGAUAUGCCGCGACCAUAUUUAUCACAUUAAUCCUGUGUUAUCAUAAACUUUUAAGUGUGAAGGUGGAAAAAGAGAACUUACUGGUUAAUACGCUGAAUAUUGAGUACAGGCCCCUCAGAAAUAGACUGGAUUUGGUGAGCGAAAGCACUCACAGUAUAUAUUUUUUUAUGACCAUGAUCUGGUCUGUGAUGUACAGAGGGCAAUUGCGAAAACUGAUAGACGAGGCCAAGUCGGCCUACAAAAGGUUAAGAUCUCUAGUUGGAAAACAUCUGGAAAUUGAAUGCUCUUGGCUCGUGUUUAUCUAUGGAAUAGUUUUGGUCAUGCUGCUAGCCACCUUUCUGAUAAAAACUCUUUGUUUGGACUUUCCGCAACAUAAAGGUGAAGCCAAAAUACUUACUAUGAAAGAGCUGUUCGACGUCAUAAACUUUCUGGUUGGCCUGGCACGUCUGCUGUUCGUCUUGAUUAUGGCCCUUCAUGUUUUGUACCACCUGAUAUGUGCAGGGUGGCUGCGAUCCCUGAAAGAACUGAGACUUCAAAGGAAUCUGAAACUAUUUCAGUUUCAGCUACACAGUCUUCUACCCUUUCAGAAGUCGGUUAAUGUCUUGGCUGGCUCCUAUUUUAAAAUGACAUACAUCCUCUUCAUGUUCAUUGUGGGACUUCGGCUUGCGGACUUUCUGCAGUUUUGUAGCUUUGAAUCCCGUGAAGUCGUACAGCAACUGAAGACCCAAGACGAUCUGGAAGAUGAAGCUGUUUGGGAUGGCCAGGAUAUUCAAAAAAUACAGGGUACCAAAGCCCGCGUCAUAACAUCCUUUAUUUUACUGUCCUGGCACUUGGCCAUGUGGAUGCUUUUAAUUGCCGCAGCCUACUGCCAGCAGGGAGAAUACUUUUCCUUGAUGCAGGAGACCUGGAAAGCCGAAUUCGACGGUAAAGACUCUGAGGCAAAGAAGCUUGUAGCUUCAAAUUCCAGUAAUGGCCUAACCUUUAAAAAACUGGAUAUUAUUGAUUUGAUGUUUCUUUCGGGAAUCUCCAUUUCGGAAAGACAGCCGUUUUCCGUUUGCUUUUUGACCGACAAGCUGAAGAAACGGAAGCCAUCCUAUCUUGAUUUCAAAACAGUAGCCAGACAGUUUAGACAUCUCUUGAAUCUGGCACUUUCGGCCGGCAUUGUUUACUUGGCUCAGCAAAUGGAAAUCAGGCAUUUGCAGACACACUUCAAACAGGAAGCCUAA